This is a messenger RNA of Ananas comosus (pineapple), 1527 nucleotides long. Lineage: Eukaryota; Viridiplantae; Streptophyta; Magnoliopsida; Poales; Bromeliaceae. The record is from the annotation of a RefSeq genome assembly.
AUGGGUUUGCCUUGGUAUCGUGUUCAUACUGUCGUAUUGAAUGAUCCCGGUCGAUUGCUUUCUGUUCAUAUAAUGCAUACAGCUCUAGUUUCUGGUUGGGCUGGUUCGAUGGCUUUAUACGAAUUAGCGGUUUUUGAUCCCUCUGAUCCCGUUCUUGAUCCAAUGUGGAGACAAGGUAUGUUCGUUAUACCCUUCAUGACUCGUUUAGGAAUAACCAAUUCGUGGGGUGGUUGGAGUAUUUCAGGAGGAACUAUAACAAAUCCGGGUAUUUGGAGUUAUGAAGGUGUGGCAGGGGCACAUAUAGUGUUUUCCGGCUUGUGCUUCUUGGCAGCUAUCUGGCAUUGGGUAUAUUGGGACCUAGAAAUAUUCUGUGAUGAACGUACGGGAAAACCUUCUUUGGAUUUGCCCAAGAUCUUUGGAAUUCAUUUAUUUCUCUCAGGGGUAGCUUGCUUUGGCUUUGGCGCAUUUCAUGUAACAGGUUUGUAUGGUCCUGGAAUAUGGGUGUCCGACCCUUAUGGACUAACUGGAAAAGUACAAUCUGUAAAUCCAGCGUGGGGCGCGGAAGGUUUUGAUCCUUUUGUUCCGGGAGGAAUAGCCUCUCAUCAUAUUGCAGCGGGUACAUUGGGCAUAUUAGCAGGCCUAUUCCAUCUUAGUGUCCGUCCGCCUCAACGUCUAUACAAAGGAUUACGUAUGGGCAAUAUUGAAACUGUACUUUCCAGUAGUAUCGCUGCUGUUUUUUUUGCAGCUUUUGUUGUUGCUGGAACUAUGUGGUAUGGUUCAGCAACUACCCCAAUCGAAUUAUUUGGUCCUACUCGUUAUCAGUGGGAUCAGGGAUACUUUCAGCAAGAAAUAUAUCGAAGAGUUAGUGCCGGGCUAGCCGAAAAUCUUAGUUUAUCGGAAGCUUGGUCUAAAAUUCCCGAAAAAUUAGCCUUUUAUGAUUAUAUUGGUAAUAAUCCGGCAAAAGGGGGAUUAUUCAGAGCAGGCUCAAUGGACAAUGGGGAUGGAAUUGCUGUUGGAUGGUUAGGACACCCCGUCUUUAGAGAUAAAGAAGGGCGCGAGCUUUUUGUACGUCGUAUGCCUACUUUUUUUGAAACAUUUCCGGUAGUUUUGGUAGAUGAAGACGGAAUUGUGAGAGCUGAUGUUCCUUUUAGAAGGGCAGAAUCAAAGUAUAGUGUUGACCAAGUAGGUGUUACUGUUGAGUUCUAUGGUGGCGAACUUAAUGGAGUAAGUUAUUCUGAUCCUGCUACUGUGAAAAAAUAUGCUAGACGUGCCCAAUUAGGUGAAAUUUUUGAAUUAGAUCGGGCUACUUUGAAAUCCGAUGGUGUUUUUCGUAGCAGUCCAAGGGGUUGGUUCACUUUUGGGCAUGCUACGUUUGCUUUGCUCUUCUUUUUCGGACACAUUUGGCAUGGCGCUAGAACCUUGUUCAGAGAUGUUUUUGCUGGUAUUGAUCCAGAUUUGGAUGCUCAAGUGGAAUUUGGAACAUUCCAAAAAAUUGGAGAUCCAACUACAAGGAGACAAGUAGUCUGA